AUGCCAGGCAUUCAAGAGGAGGCGACAGGCGAAACAAAGACCUAUCCCCAGCUCGAAAGUAUUAAGACCAAGUGGGGGUUCGGAGUCAAAGAUGGUCGGCCACCUACGCCAAAUGCUACCCCUCACCCCGAUGAUAUUGAAACUAUCACCGCUGAGGAAUGUUUGGAAAAUUUCAAUAAGUUCAUUGCCCAUGAGAAGCCUGGUCUCAGGAGCUUCUAUGAUAAGGAAAAAUUAGAGAAACUCUCUGUUAACGCCACAGACAUGGUAAAUAAGCUCCGCGAAAAGAAAUGCGGGAAAGAGACGUCAAAGCAGCUUUCCAUACUAUGUCUUUACGACCUGGUAAUGCUCAUUGAUGACUCCUCAUCCAUGAACGAUGAAGAAGGGGGAAAGCGCAUAGAGACACUCUCAAAGACAAUGAAAAAGAUCACUAUGGUGUAUGACCUGGCACGACCUGCGCCUAAUCAAGGAUUGGUAUCUGUCAAGUUCAUCAAUUGCAUGAAGGGAUACAAGAAUAUCGAUAACCGGCGGGUUUCACCUGUACUGAAGAAGCAUGCUUUCUGGGGAACAACGCAGAUCGGCUCAGCCUUGCAGAAAAAGGUGCUUGAUAACUUUGUCUUUAAUCCGAACGCACCGAUGGAGAAGCCGCUCUUAAUUAUGACUGUUACCGAUGGAGGGCCGGAAGGGGAAUCAAAGAAUCAUCUUCGCAAUGUCAUCGACCAAUGUGUAGAGAAGUUAGAGGCACACGGGGGUGCAGGAAAAGACGCCGUUGCCUUCCACUUUUCACGCGUUGGGAACGAUAAGGGCGCCGCAGAUCUUCUCGCUGAGCUCGACGAGUCUUGUGAUUCUGUGGACUGUUUGCGAGCCGAGUAUGCAUUAGAGAGACUUAGCGAUAAGGAAUCGCAGUGGGAUGUGUUACCGAAGCUCCUAUUGGGCGCAAUUGUUAGCACCAUCAACCAAAACGACGAUGAAGAGUCGGGUAAGGCAGUAAAACCACCGCCAGUACAUGCUGAAAUUGUGGAAGAUGAGACUAUAGAGCUGGAUGACGGUGAUAUUAGCGAUGAUGACUGA
This is a messenger RNA of Morchella importuna, 1068 nucleotides long. RefSeq lists its product as uncharacterized. The transcript is spliced from 7 exons. NCBI's taxonomy places the organism in Eukaryota, Fungi, Ascomycota, Pezizomycetes, Pezizales, Morchellaceae. The coding region runs from base 1 to 1068 and encodes 355 amino acids. The record is from RefSeq and is a predicted model, not a curated record.